This is a messenger RNA of Peromyscus eremicus (cactus mouse), 1107 nucleotides long. RefSeq names its product chromosome 2 C1orf232 homolog (gene C2H1orf232). The coding region runs from base 421 to 1107 and encodes 228 amino acids. The transcript is spliced from 4 exons. NCBI's taxonomy places the organism in Eukaryota, Metazoa, Chordata, Mammalia, Rodentia, Cricetidae. The record is from RefSeq and is a predicted model, not a curated record.
UCCCUGGGGAGAACAGGUUUCUAGGCCAGACAAAGGAGUGAAAUGGAAGCCCAGAGUGCUCACUAGAGGUGGCCUGGGGACCUUCCCACUCCAGCUCUUGAAGGCUGAGUAGAGAUACAGGGCGGGGCCCCGAAGAAAACAUGGCUAGUAUGACUACAAUCAUAGGAUGCACAGGUGUGGGUCCUGGACUCAAGAAUUUGAGUGGAAAACUUUUUCGGCAGCUAUUCUAAGAGCUGAACAACCACCAGUAUUCCUAAGUGCAGGAAAAUGGACUCUCCAAAGAGCUGUCUUCCUUAACGUUGGCCAAUAUGGGUCAAGACAAGGGGCUGAGGUGGCACAAGCCUGCCCCAACCUCAGAAUCACUGGGAUCCGGUUUACCUGCUCGGCACUGUGCCAGCUGGGGAGAAUGGUGCAUCUUUCAUGAAGUCACCAGAUCCCUGGGACAGGCUCUUGGUUCCUCCAAGUUUCUGGAGCCAGAUCCACUGGUGCCCACUAAGCUACCACCUUCUGUGUUUGGGUGCCAGGCCCCUCUCCCCCACAGCCAUGAACCAAGCUUUCUGGAAAGCUUACAAGUCCAAAGUGCUACAGACUCUGGGUGGAGAAUCUGAAGAGGACCUGGCGGAGGAGAGGGAGAACCCAGCAUUAGUGGAGUCUGAGGCGGCAGAACCCCCGGAGGAGGCCUUCAACCCCAUGUCACAGCUGGCCCGAAGGGUCCAGGGGGUUGGGGUGAAGGGCUGGCUGACAAUGUCAUCUCUGUUUAACAAAGAAGAUGAAGACAAGCUGCUGCCACCGGAGCCCUGCGCUGAUCACCCGCUGGCGGCGCCUCCCCCGUCGCAGGCGGCCGCGGCCGAGUCGGAGCCGCGCGGGCCGGGAUUCUGGGACGCGUUCGCCAGCAGAUGGCAGCAGCAACAGCAGGCGGCGGCGUCCAUGCUGCGCGGCGUGGAGACCCCCGCGGAGCGGGACCCCGAGCCCGGGGACAAGCCGGCCGAGGAGGCCGCGGAGUGCCCCGAGACCCGGGAGGUGGACCCCGCGGCAGGCUUCAAGUGGGGUUUCCUCACCCACAAACUGGCAGAGAUGAGGGUGAAGACCGCGCCCAAGGGCGACUAG